Messenger RNA from Epinephelus fuscoguttatus (brown-marbled grouper), 3433 nucleotides. RefSeq names its product IQ motif containing E (gene iqce). Bases 367 to 2538 code for a protein of 723 amino acids. The transcript has 21 exons. Gene Ontology annotation, molecular function: protein binding. The record is from RefSeq and is a predicted model, not a curated record. Lineage: Eukaryota; Metazoa; Chordata; Actinopteri; Perciformes; Serranidae.
UGACGCAGCAGCUCAUUAACAGCUGCCUGGUUGCUAGACGACUCAAUCUGCGAUACUGACAUGAAAACAGUAACCUCUGCAUGGAAACAAAACAACAUUUUAACGGUUUCCACCAGGAUAUGGUCAACGGUUUUUACCACCGCAUCACCGGCUCUUUACGACAGGAACCCGCAGUGUUGUGUACGAACAUCCAAGUUGUAGUUUAGCUAACGUUUCUUUUGUUGCCCCAUGUUUUUACUACUAACGUUAGCAAGAGGAGCAGCCUGAAGUGCGCCCUAUGACUUGGGGGAAAAAGAUGAGAAGAUUAACGUACACACGGAGAAAGUCAAGUUUUCCAACUUAACGUGACGGUUUGCCUUGUCAGCGAUGUUUAACUCAACUGCUAAGAUGUCUUUGGAGGCGAGUGACGUUCAAACUGAUGAAGACUGUGAGGAGCUGGAUGGUUUCUCGUUCUCUGCUGACUUUUUGGAAAAGAGAACAAGAAAGAAGAGAUCAUCUGGCAAGCCUCCUCCUUCUCCAAGGUCUCCAUACCUAUCCAGUAUGAAUGUGAACCCCAGAAGAGCAGCAGUGGCGGCCUGGAGACUGCCAAGGGCCUCCCUUGGGGACACCAGAGGUGACACUCCUGGUGAGAUUGGCUCAGCCCGCCUGACAUCCCUCAGCAACGGCUUUGAUGUGUCCCAGACGCUGAGAUCAGAGUGCGAUGUCACACCAGAGCUUCUUAAGCAAACCUUGAGCAUGAAGAAACACAAACAUCUCCUCUCUGGACCCAAUGGCUUCACUGUCAGCGCAGGUGACUACAGAGAGAAGGAGGACAUGUACGAUGAGAUUAUUCGCCUCAAGAAGAGUCUCCAGGCACAGAAGUCUGACAACCAACAAAUGAAAGCCAAACUACGCCGCCUGGAGGAAGAUAACGCCAAAAGAGAGAAACAGAUAGAAGAACUGUUGGAUCCCACCAAAGGAUCUGAAUAUACUCGUAGUCUGGUGGAUAAGAAGAAAGAAGGGAGUGUGGUUCUCAAUGGGCUGAAACAGAGAAUCCUGAAGCUGGAGCAGCAGUGUAGGGAGAAAGAAAAUGCCCUGAGUAAGCUGCAAAGUGAGCUAAGGACCACCAACCUGGAAGAGCUGAAGAUCACAGUAGCAACCUACUUUGACGAGAUCCAGAGGCUGAGGAUGCUUCUGGAAGCAGCAGAGAAAAGUAGUCGAGCAGAGAGUAAAUGCUCCCAGAGGCAGCAGAAAGUUUUAAGCUCCACGGUUCACCGUCUGUCUGAGAACCUGAAGCAGCUCCAGCAGGAGAACACCGCGCUCAGAGAGGAGCUCAACACUGACAGUCCUGCAGGAGGAAUCAAAGGUUACAGAGAGUGGAGUAAACAGAGACUGUUGAGAAGGCUGUUGGAGGUGGAGAAGAGGCUGGAGGACAGCAGAAGACACGCCCAGUCAGCAAAACGCAGCAGGCAAUUGGAUCAGGAGGUCCAGGCCACACCCACGGAGAUCCUGGGGUUUACCAUGGCAACAGAGGCAGUGGUCUCCGUGGGAACAAUCACUGAGGGAGGGGAAGAGGUUCCUGAGCUGAGAGAGCGCCUCAGCCAAUUGGAGAAGGAGAGGGCGGAGCUUCAAGAAAUGCUGUCAAGUAGAGAUAAUGAAUUGAGACAGCUGAGGACAGAAAGAGAAGAGCUGGAGACAGAACGAUGGAAAGCUGAGCAGGCAAAUGAAUGGGACAAAGAGAGACAGAAGCAUAAACAGGAGUUGGAGCAGUUGAAGGCUAGGAUCCAAACUCUGCAAGACAGCGGUAAACCUGCACAAGCAGAGCUCUCCUCUCCCUCUGCCACAUCGCCAGGGGACCACGAGGACACUCAGCCUGUAGCAGGUCUGGAAGAUGGAGUAGAGAGGGUCACGGGAGGUAAAGAGGAGAAGGAGGGGGAAGGAGAUGAAGAGUUGAGUACAGAUGCAGAGCUGAAAGACAGAGAGAAAGCAGCUUUGACCAUCCAGGCGAGCUGGAGGAAGCACAGAAACAGAGACAUUGUGAUGUUGCAGUCGGCAUUAAGAGGCCACCUCCUCAGAGAGUCACAGCUCAAGGACCUGCUGAGAGACUCGCAGAAUAAGGCUGUAGAAGCAUCAAACUGCAAUGAUGCUGCAUCUACCGCGGAAGGAGCGCUGGAUGUGGUUGCCUUGACGAUGAUACAGUCUGCAUUCAGGGGGCACCUGGCUCGCUGUAGUCAUGCAAUAGAGAGCUCGGGGUUGUCUGUGCCUUCUCUAAUGGGAAACAAUUUACCCACGCUGGUACCAAGACCUCGCUCAACACACACACCCAGCAGAACAGAUGCUGCGUCCCCCCAUAAAGAUGAUAAAAAACAAACAGAGGAAGAAGACUCCUGGCUUGUCUCUAGCACGCACUCCUCCAGGAUGACACCCACAACAGACCCAACAGAGCUACACUGCACAUCUGAGUCUGGCGGAGUCGCUGCAGCUGAUUCUGACGACUCUGAUGACAUCAUCGUGUCUCCGUCACGUCCUCUGAGAAGCAGAGAAGUCUUAAUCUUAUAGACCUUCUGGAUUGUUUGUUUGUGUGUGUGUGUGUGUGUGAGAAAGAGAGUGUGUGCAGGAAAAAAAUGUGCCUGUUUCUACUCAGAGCCUGUAUGUCAGAGACUUGCACAGUCACACAGUACCAAAUCUUUACAGUUUGGGUUCUUACUGAACCUGCGGGGAUAUUCCAAUAUUAGCCAUCGUAACAGUGAACAUACACUGCUGCCUGCAAAGCGCUUAUUUUCUCUGCAGUAAUAAGCAGAAUAUUCUCGGAAGCUGGGUGCAGGUUUAUGACACGAAGUUAAGAAGCACAUAAACACUUGUGUUGAUCACGAUCUUAUAACAAUACUGUCAUAAUACAACACGUUGAUGCAUCCCAGUGUUGACGUGAGGCCACUUUUAGCAAAGGAGAAAGCACUCACGUGAACAUGAAAUGAACAUCCCCUUUAACUUCGAGCUAUUAUUCUUGUGGGCUAUCAUUUGUGCCAAAGUGCCUACUGCAUGGUUAUUCAAAUUAAAGUUACAGUAAUGAAUUUAUUUAUUUCUCUUAACCUGACUGGCCCAAGUCCGCUGGAUUUCACAGGCUUGAAAUGAUUAAUGAAUCAUAUUUUGACAUGCCUGAUUUGUAACACACAAACGACAUCACACUAAUCUGUCACGUGUGCUUAAUAAAAUAUAGCUGAUCCUGAGGUAUGAUUGAGGGAUGAUUCUCAGCCAAUGCACUAUUGAGUCAAACUGUGAAUAAAUUAUAGAUCAGUCUGCUGCAAUACUAAACACUCAGUCAGUACAGUGCAGGAUACGCAGGGAGUGUGUCUUAACGUUUGUGUUCUGCAAUAGACAAAUGAUAACCUAUAGGGAGGUCUACAGAAAAUGGAUGAGUGCUGUUUUCCCUACAUGAUGUGUGUAAAUUAAUUUC